UGACAGCGGCAACGUGUUUCGCUCUUUUUCCUUGUGAACUGUUAAGAUGGCGGUCGGUAAAAAUAAGGGUCUGUCCAAAGGAGGCAAGAAAGGUGGUAAAAAGAAGGUGAUUGAUCCUUUUUCAAGAAAAGAUUGGUACGAUGUGAAAGCCCCAAAUAUGUUCACAACCCGUCAAAUCGGUAAAACUUUGGUAAACCGUACCCAAGGAACGAAAAUCGCUUCCGAAGGUUUGAAGGGUCGCGUGUUCGAGGUCUCCCUGGCCGAUUUGCAAAAGGAUGGUGAUGCUGAGCGUUCUUUCCGCAAAUUCAGGUUGAUCGCUGAGGAUGUCCAAGAACGUAACGUUCUUACCAACUUCCAUGGUAUGGAUUUGACCACAGACAAAUUCAGGUCAAUGGUCAAGAAAUGGCAAACCCUCAUCGAAGCCAAUGUUGAUGUGAAGACAACCGAUGGUUACUUGCUUCGCGUCUUCUGCAUUGGAUUCACUGCCAAGGAUCAAUUGUCCCAGCGCAAGACUUGCUACGCUCAGCAAUCUCAAGUCAGGAAGAUCCGCAACAAGAUGGUGGAGAUCAUCCAACGUGAUGUCGGAGGUUCGGACUUGAAGGGCGUCGUUAGCAAACUCACCCCCGAUUCCAUUGCCAAGGACAUUGAGAAGUUGUGCCAGGUGAUUUAUCCUCUGCACGACGUCUACAUUCGCAAAGUCAAGGUAUUGAAGAAGCCCCGUUUCGAUUUGUCGCGACUCUUGGAGUUGCACGGAGACGGUGGUGGCAAGGGCACCGAAGGUGUUGUGUCUGAAGGCGCUGUUGUCGAGAGGCCCGAAGGCUACGAGCCACCAGUACAACAGUCGGUUUAAUUUUAUUGAAAAAUUAUUUUUACAAAAAUAAAUGAUGCGAAACAUGAAA
Molecule: messenger RNA, 899 nt
Organism: Eupeodes corollae
Lineage: Eukaryota; Metazoa; Arthropoda; Insecta; Diptera; Syrphidae
Gene: RpS3A
Product: 40S ribosomal protein S3a
Exons: 2
Coding region: 47-850 (267 amino acids)
Biological process (GO): translation
Cellular component (GO): cytosol; ribosome
Molecular function (GO): structural constituent of ribosome
Source: RefSeq, a predicted model, not a curated record